ACACAACCCCAAUUUUAUCCACCACAUCCCUACCAAAAUCACCAAAACCAACCUCCACCAUAUCCAUACACAUACCCUUAUCCUUACCCACCUCCUCCGUUUAUACACCCAUAUCAACCUCACCCAUAUGGCCAAUAUUACCAACACCCACAUAAUCAACAAGGUCAAGGGCAGUUCAUGAGACAACAACAACAACAACAAGGAAGAAGACUUCUUGAUUAUGUUGCAGGUGAAAUUGAGGAACAAGAUAGCAUUCUAUAUCCAGGUGUGGAUGCAGCAAAUUUUGAGAUCAAACCAGCACUUAUCUCAUUGGUCUCAGCCAACAAAUUUGGCGGAUCAAAGAAUGAAGAUCCGACGAGCCAUGUGAAGCAAUUCUUGAGAGUUCUCCAAACUCUUAAGCUUAAUGGAGCCUCUGUUGAUGCCAUCAGACUCAGAUUGUUUCCAUUCUCACUGAGGGAUGAAGCAUUGAGUUGGUUGAACUCUAAACCAUCCGGUUAUUUCAACACAUGGGAGAAGUUGCAUAGAGAUUUCAUGAAGGAGUUCUAUCCUCCUUCUAAGGCAUCAAAAAUGAAGAAACUGAUCCAACAAUUCAGACAACAACCAUCUGAAUCUCUUUACGAAUCAUGGAAGAGAUUCAAAGAUCUUCAAGUUCAAUAUCCACAUCAUAAUAUGAGCAUGGGUGAUCUCAUUGUCUCAUUUUAUGAAGGAUUACAUGAUAAUUCCAAAAUUGUUGUGGAUGCCUCUGCUAAUGGAGCUUUCAUGGAGCUUGAUCCUCAAACUGGAAAAGAGAUGCUUGAGAAAAUUUGCAACAACAGUGCAUCAUGGUAUUCUGAAAGAUCCACUCAAAAGCUAGGAGCGGGAAUUUAUGAGGUUGACCAAACAACAGCUUUAACAGCAAAGGUUGAUUCUCUCACAAACAUGAUCCAAAAGCUCACUGAGAAGCAAUCAUCAUCAACUUCUAGCACAUCAACAAAUCCAUCAUCAUCUUUAGCUCAAGUUUUGUUCUGUGAACUCUGUGGAGGAGGGCAUUCUUUUAAGGAAUGCAAUCUUCUAGAACUUACACAAAACGUUCCUUCUGGCCCCACAGUAGAACAAGCCGAUGCUAUAUAUGGUAGACCUCAAGUACCAUAUCAAGGAAACUAUAAUCCUCAAGGGAAGACACAUCCAGGAUUUUCAUGGAGUAACCCAUCAGGUGCAGCAAAUUCACCAUAUCCAUCCAAACCAACACCUCCUGGAUUUCAAAAUCAGCAAGGGUACCCACCGCAACAGCAAUUACCACCACCACCUCAGCAACAACAACAAUUUGUUGGAGUUAAUGACUUCCAGAGAAUGAUGCAAGGUAUCACUAAUCAAUUCUCUCAACUCACCGCUCAACUCAAUCAAAUUCAAGCUCACAACAAAAUGCUUGAGAGCCAGAUUGCUAGUUUUGCUUCACCAUCAACUAGCAAAGCUCAAGGAAAGUUGCCUGCCUACUCUGAACAUCCCAGGGAGAAUGUCAGUGCAAUCACUACAAGGAGUGGAAAACAACUUUCUGAUCCACCACUUGUAGUUGAGAAAGAGAAGAUACCUGAAAAAGAGACUUCACCACUAAAGGAGAACAAUGAAGAAGAUCUGAAUUCUCACUCACAUGAAGGCAAGAAAAAGGUAGUACAACCAUAUGUUCCACCUUUACCAUUUCCUCAUAGAGCAAAGAAAAACACAAUUGAUGAGAGGAGGGAUAAAUUCCUUAAAUGGAUCGGUCAACUCAACACAACAAUCCCACUUCUUGAUGCUCUAAAACAUAUGCCUUCAUAUUCCAAAUUUCUAAAGGAAAUUCUUUCAAACAAGAAGAAGUUUGAGGAGAAAGCUACCGUAGCCAUGAGCGAGGGAUCCAGUGCUAUCAUUCAAAGGAAACUUCCAGAAAAAUUGAAGGAUCCAGGUAGCUUUACUAUUCCAUGCAUAAUUGGAGGGUUCAUGGUUAACAAAGCUUUAUGUGACCUUGGGGCUAGUGUUAGCCUUAUCCCUUAUUCUAUGAGCAAGCGCCUUAGUCUUGGUAUUCCCAAAGCUACUUCAAUGACCAUUCAGCUUGCUGACCGAUCUGUUAAGUACCCUGUUGGCAUUCUUGAAGACAUUCCUGUACAGGUUGGAAAAUAUUUCAUCCCUUGUGACUUUGUCGUCCUAGACAUGGAUGAAGAUGAGCGAGUACCUGUCAUAUUGGGAAGACCUUUCUUGGCCACUGCUGGUGCCAUCAUUGAUGUUAAAAAGGGUACAUUAAAAAUUGAAGUAGGGGAUGAAAGGGUUGAGUUUAAUAUUUUCCAAACGGUGAAAAAUCUUGCACGUGUGGAAGAUUGUUGGAGGAUUGAUAUAGCUGAUGAAUCUGUGAGAGACUUCACAAGAAUCUUUCACAAGGAUCCUAUGGAGGUUUGUGUUGUGGAGGAAGUCGAAAAAGAUCACGAGGAUGAAGAGUUAGUGGAGCGUGUAAAAAAGAAAGAGAGUUGUAAAAGCUUUCACGAGGGGAAGGAAGUGAAAAAACGGAGGAAGGGAGGAAAAUUGCUAUCAGUGGCCAAAGAGUUAAGAAAUAUUCUCAAGGAGAGGACGCAAAGAAGAAACUCAUUGUUCGACUGGAUCAUCCUCCGUAUGAGUAAACCAAUCAGGUAAUGUCGGGCACACGACGUUAAAAAUAGCGCUUCUUGGGAGGCAACCCAAGUUUAUUUACUUGCAUUUGAAUGUGUGUUUUGCUUGUGUGUUUGCAUUGAAUAAUUUUAUUUUCCCACCCAUUUACUCACCCGCCCUGUAUAUAUUUGUCACAUCGAGGACGAUGUUUCAUCCUAAGUGUGGGGGGAGAAUAUGCAUGUUUGUUUGUUUGUUUGUGAAUUGCCUUAUCAUCUGUUUAACUUUCAAAUCAUGCAUUCUAUUCUUUCACAUGGUAUGUGGAUUGUUGGCUGGACUUGUCUCUUAAUAAUUGGAUUGAGAAUCAUAAUUUUUGAGCGUUGAGUAAAAUUUUGGUCAAAUUUUAAACUUUGUACAAACACAAAACAUCUCAUGCACGUAAAUGGUUAUCUAAUGAAACUGUUGUUCAAUAUGUUUAAAAUUGUGCAAAACAAGAGUACUAUGUGCUUUUAUUUUCCUUGACAUGAUUUUCUGACUUGGCACAUUAGGAAAUGAUAUAGGCCAUUUUUCAUAAACCCAUAUACCUAGCCUUACCCAUGUGAUAAAUAUCCCUUGUUCAACCCCUUUGAGCCAUUUUUUAUAAGCGUUAUACGCUUAACCCUGUUUUUCUCAUUUUCUUUCAUAAAAACCUGUUAUAUGUGACCCUUAGCCUAAAAGCCAAACACUUUCCAACCACCCUAGAAUGAACUUGCAUAAAUUUUAAUGAGUUUAGAGAGUGUUAUUUACAUUUGGGAGCUUCAAUUACACUUUUGUGAUUACUUAGUUGUUAAUAUUCAUUUAUAGGGGUAGUUGUUCUUGUUGUAUCAUCAUUGUACAUAUUGUUCUUGUAAAUUCUUAUGGUUAGAAGCACUAAAAAGCCUUGAGCAAAAACAAAAAAAUCAAAAACAAAAAAAAAACAGCAAAAAAAGAAAAAAAAAAGAAAAUGAAAAAAAAAAAAAAUCUAAACAAGGCUAAAUAUCCAUGUAUAUGCUUCUCUCUUUUGUAUAUUUUUCUUGUACAUUAAUUUACUCUUUUUACUAGUUACUACCCCUAACUGUUAAAAAUAACAAGUGUUGUAUAGAUUAUUGUCAAAAGCUCCUACUCACAACUUAGUACCUCUCUAAUAUUGUUAAAUUUAUGUCAAGUUCAUUUCUUUUGUUUCCUCAUUAAUUCCCUUUGUUCAUAAGCCUAUCCCACAAACCCCAUUAUAACCCUAUGUGAAAGUCCUAACUGAUCCUAAUUGUGUUUUGUCUGAAAUAAGUUGAUAGGAGAAUCUUAUUUUGCAUAAUUUUGCAUGGUUGAACAAACGAAGCUAGAUUCCAUUUUCACACCACACACUUUGUGUUUGUUAGAGUUGAGAUUUGACCAAAACGUUUCAAAUGAUAUGCAAAAUAUUUUUAUGAUUCUCACUUCUCUUAUUUUGUGACAAGUCAAGGGAAUUUGAUUAAACAGGUGGAGUGAAAGUAAAG
This is a messenger RNA of Cuscuta epithymum, 4097 nucleotides long. The record is from the annotation of a GenBank genome assembly. Lineage: Eukaryota; Viridiplantae; Streptophyta; Magnoliopsida; Solanales; Convolvulaceae.